Messenger RNA from Diversispora eburnea, 1779 nucleotides. The record is from the annotation of a GenBank genome assembly. Lineage: Eukaryota; Fungi; Glomeromycota; Glomeromycetes; Diversisporales; Diversisporaceae.
AUGGAAGUUCCAAUAAUUGGACGACUCACAAUUUCCGAUUAUCAAGCAUUGAUUAUUGGAUUGAUGUUUUUAUUCUUUGAGGGUUUAUUACGAUUUGUUACUUUUUGUUUGCCAGAUGAACGUACUCAACCUAUUAAACAUCUUCAACAUGCCGAAAAUUUUAGAGAAUUAGUUAAUUUUUGGGAUUACCCAGUAGAAGAACAUAUAGUAAAAACUCGAGAUAAUUACAUAUUAGGAAUUCAACGUAUUCCUCGUGGAAAAAUGAUUCCAGAUAACGAUGAUGACGACAAAGAAAAUAAUCAUUUAUCUACCAAACCUGUUCAUAGAGUUCGUCAUGAUAGCGAAAAUAAUAGUUUGAACAAUAAGAAUCGUUCUGAAGAAGAUUAUGAUUGGCGAUAUGCUCAUAAUUCAGAAUCCAUCGAAUUUGUAUUUAGAAGAUGUGGAAUUUCUUUAUCGACAAUUAGACAUCCUUUUGAAAAUGAGAUAUUUCCUAAUAUCAAUGAUAGUCUUGGUUCAUCAUCUUUAUUAAGAAGUUCAUCUAUAAAUUCAAGAUCAACCACACGACGAAAUACAGAAUAUAUUAAACCUGUAGUAUUAUUGUAUCAUGGAUUGAUGACAAACAGUGAGAUUUGGGUUUGUAAUUAUGAAUAUGAAAAUAGAUUGGCUUACUUAUUAGCGGAUGCUGGAUAUGAUGUCUGGUUUGGAAAUUCUCGAGGAAAUAAAUACUCAAUGAAACAUACUAAAUAUGAUCCUAGCGAAAAAAAGUUUUGGGAAUAUUCAAUGGAUGAUUUAGCAAUUUAUGAUGUUCCUAGUACUAUUGAGUAUAUAUUAGAGACAACAGGAGCUCCAUCACUUACUUAUAUUGGUUUUUCUCAAGGAACUGCACAAUGUUUUGCUGCUUUAUCAAUUAAUCCAAAAAUUAAUAAAAAGAUAAAUUUAUUUAUCGCAUUGGCACCUGCAACAAGUCCAAGGGGUUUAAGCAAUUCAAUGUUUAAUGCCUUAAUAAAAUCUUCACCCAAUGUGUUUUAUCUAUUCUUUGGUAAAAAAGAAAUGCUUUCCAUGACAUUAUUCUGGCAGAAAGUUCUCUCGCCACCAAUAUUUACAAAAAUAAUAGAUUUCGCAUUGAAAUUUUUAUUUGGUUGGACUUGUGAAAAUAUUUCUGAAACACAAAAAGCAAUUGGAUAUUAUCAUUUGUAUAGUUGUACUAGCGUUAAAUGUAUUGUGCAUUGGUUUCAAAUAAUUAAAUCUAGAACAUUUCAAAUGUAUGAUGAAUUACCACCAUUUUCACUUACAGCAGCAUUAGGUCAUUCAUGUCAACGAUUUCCUACUCAACAAAUUACUACCCCAAUAGCAGUAUUUUAUGGAGGAAAAGAUAGUUUAGGUGAUAUGUCAAUGUUAUUAAAACAAAUUCCUACACCUGUGUUGGUUAGAGAAAUUGUUGACUACGAACAUUUAGAUUUUAUUUGGGCUUCGAACGUAGGAAUUCAAGUAUAUCCUGAAUUAUUUGAUUUAUUACGUCAAUAUAAUGUUUAUCAUGAUCAUUAUUUUGGUGAUGUAUUAAGUGUGGGAGGAAGUGAUAAUAAUGUUAAUGAAAUAGAAGAACGUGAAGAUCAAAGUAUUAAUGAUACGAGCAGUGAUGAAAUUCAACAAAUACAACCUCAACCAUUAGAAGAUAGUGAAAUAUAUGAAAUUGAUAGAAGUCAAUAUUUAGUUGACGGAAGUCAAUAUUUAGUUGAUAGAAGUCAAUAUUUAGUUCAUGAAGAAGAUGAUGUUGAAUGA